Messenger RNA from Scomber scombrus (Atlantic mackerel), 3513 nucleotides. RefSeq names its product cleavage and polyadenylation specific factor 2 (gene cpsf2). The coding region runs from base 149 to 2512 and encodes 787 amino acids. The transcript has 15 exons. Gene Ontology annotation, molecular function: RNA binding. The record is from RefSeq and is a predicted model, not a curated record. Lineage: Eukaryota; Metazoa; Chordata; Actinopteri; Scombriformes; Scombridae. Gene Ontology annotation, cellular component: mRNA cleavage and polyadenylation specificity factor complex. Gene Ontology annotation, biological process: mRNA 3'-end processing by stem-loop binding and cleavage.
CCAUGAUGCAGCUCGACAAGUGUGUUCAUAAACGCUAGCCAAAAUGUCUUAAAGCUGGAAAUAUAGAAUAACUUCGAUUGUUGUGUUUCUAUUCCCAAGUAGCAUACAUUUAUGCUGUUUCAUAUUUAUUGCUUGACAAUUUAAGACCAUGACGUCCAUUAUCAAGCUGACAGCCGUGUCGGGGGUCCAGGAGGAGUCUGCCCUCUGUUACCUGCUGCAGGUGGAUGAAUUCCGUUUCCUCCUGGACUGUGGCUGGGAUGAGAACUUCUCAAUGGACAUUAUAGAUGCUAUGAAACGAUAUGUCCAUCAGGUUGAUGCUGUUCUUCUCUCCCAUCCUGACCCCUUACACCUGGGAGCCCUGCCAUACGCUGUGGGGAAACUGGGCUUAAACUGCACUAUAUACGCGACAAUACCUGUCUAUAAGAUGGGGCAAAUGUUCAUGUAUGAUCUAUAUCAGUCUCGAAACAACAGUGAAGAUUUCACACUCUUCACCCUUGACGAUGUGGAUUGUGCAUUUGACAAAAUCCAGCAACUGAAAUACUCUCAGAUUGUCAAUCUGAAAGGGAAAGGGCACGGUCUUUCCAUUACACCGCUCCCGGCUGGUCACAUGAUCGGAGGGACUAUUUGGAAAAUUGUAAAGGACGGGGAGGAGGAGGUUGUUUAUGCUGUGGACUUCAACCACAAGAGAGAGAUCCACUUGAAUGGCUGCAUGUUGGAGAGCAUCAGUCGUCCUUCCUUGCUUAUCACAGACUCCUUCAAUGCUACAUAUGUACAACCACGUCGCAAACAAAGGGAUGAGCAGCUCCUUACCAAUGUCAUGGAGACUCUUCGUGGUGACGGUAAUGUCCUUAUUGCCGUGGAUACAGCUGGGCGCGUGUUGGAGCUGGCUCAGCUCCUGGACCAGAUUUGGAGGACAAAGGAUGCUGGACUCGGAGCUUACCCGCUCGCCUUGCUUAACAACGUCAGCUACAACGUAGUGGAGUUCUCCAAGUCCCAGGUGGAGUGGAUGAGUGACAAGCUCAUGAGGUGCUUUGAGGACAAGAGAAACAACCCCUUCCAGUUCCGUCACUUGACCCUGUGCCACAGUCUGGCAGACCUGGCCCGGGUGCCCAGCCCCAAGGUGGUGCUGUGCAGCCAGCCAGACCUGGAAUCCGGCUUUUCUCGAGAACUCUUCAUCCAGUGGUGUCAAGACACCAAAAACUCCAUCAUCCUGACCUACCGCACCACACCUGGAACCCUGGCCCGCUACCUCAUCGACAACCCCGGAGAGAAGAUGCUGGAUCUGGAGGUGAGGAAAAGAGUGAAGCUGGAAGGCAAGGAACUGGAAGAAUACCUUGAAAAUGAUAAAAUAAAGAAAGAAGCUGCUAAAAAACUUGAACAAGCAAAAGAGGUGGAUGUGGACUCCAGUGACGAGAGUGAUAUGGACGACGACCUGGAUCAACCAGCCGUCGUGAAAACCAAACACCACGACUUGAUGAUGAAGGGCGAGGGGAGCCGUAAAGGAAGUUUCUUCAAACAAGCCAAGAAGUCCUACCCGAUGUUCCCCACGCACGAGGAGAGAAUCAAAUGGGACGAGUACGGAGAAAUCAUCAGGUUAGAAGACUUUCUUGUUCCCGAACUGCAAGCCACAGAGGAGGAGAAGAGCAAAUUGGAGUCCGGAAUGACCAAUGGCGAUGAGCCCAUGGACCAGGACCUCUCUGUCGUCCCCACAAAAUGCAUCUCCAGUGUAGAAAAUCUUGAAAUCAGAGCCAGAGUUACAUAUAUAGACUAUGAAGGUCGCUCCGAUGGUGACUCCAUAAAGAAGAUUAUUAAUCAGAUGAAGCCCAGACAGCUGGCGAUCGUUCACGGGCCGCCAGAAGCCAGCCUGGACCUGGCCGAAUCCUGCAAGGCCUUCAGCAAGGACAUCAAAGUCUACACGCCCAAACUGCAGGAGACGAUAGACGCCACCAGUGAGACACACAUCUACCAGGUGCGGUUGAAAGACUCCUUGGUGAGCUCCCUGCAGUUCUGCAAGGCCAAAGACACGGAGCUGGCGUGGAUCGACGGCGUGCUGGACAUGCGUGUGGUGAAGGUGGACACAGGCGUGAUGCUGGAGGAAGGCGUGAAAGAGGAGGCGGAGGACGGCGAGCUGGCCAUGGACAUCGCCCCUGAUCUCACCGUUGACCACAGCUCCACCGUGGUGGCAGCACAGCGGGCCAUAAAGAACCUGUUCGGAGAGGAUGAGAAGGAGGUGUCGGAGGAGAGCGACGUCAUCCCCACGCUGGAGCCGCUGUCUACGAAUGAGAUUCCAGGGCAUCAGUCGGUGUUCAUCAACGAGCCUCGCCUGUCUGACUUCAAGCAGGUCCUGCUGAGAGAGGGCAUCCAGGCCGAGUUUGUGGGAGGAGUGCUGGUAUGCAACAACAUGGUGGCCGUCCGCAGGACGGAGGCCGGACGCAUUGGGCUGGAAGGCUGCCUGUGUGACGACUACUAUAAGAUCCGGGAGCUGCUGUAUCAGCAGUACGCCGUAGUAUAACAGCAGCAGGACAUGCCGCAACGGAGCUCACCGUGGCAAUACAGAGACAAUGCUUUAUGAGGACUCUACCCAGAGGAGAAGAGCCUAACACACUCAGGCUACUUCUGCCCCCACGGGCGACUCCAGCUGUUUCACUGCAAACAUCGGUGUACCUUUUCCCCUUUUUUUUAUGUGUAUUUUUUCCAGAUAACAUUUUUUUUAUUGUUAGUUUACCUCUGCAAAGUGAGAGGCAGAUGCUUUACCCGGACUGACCUUUCUAUGUGAAGACUUUACAAACCAGAGGUUCUCAUUUUCCUAAACCACCCCUCCCUCUGUACAGUAACAUCCCCAUGCACUGGAUGAACCGAAGAAUGCUUCCCUCCUCUUACUCAUUAAAAACAGUCUUUUUUUUUCAAAUAUGCAUUACUGUGAAAGGUUUGUCCCAGAUGUUCAUGCUAGAGUUAGCACUGGGUAUUCAACCUCAGUGCUUUCUGGAUACUGACAAGAACUCAAAGCUUGUCAAGUACUGAUAGAUGGUAUUGAAUGCUUUCCCGUAUUUGUUUUCGUACACUUUGAUCAAAUAUUCCUUGUUCGAUCAGGACAUUAUGACAAAUUUUUUACACAAGUUAAUUCAGGUAAGUUCUUGUGUGGCCACUCAUCUUAAAAUGGCAUCAAAAAAUGUAUUAUUACACUUCCAUAAAGACUUGCAAGAAGUGGACUUAAAAAGUCAGCGGAGGCUGAGAAUUUCACUCCUUUGUAUAAACAAAUUUGAUACAAAAUGCAAUUUGAUAGAUUGAUACACUUUGACCAGACUUUACCUUGUAAAUGCUUCCAGCUACCAUUUGUAAUUUGCAGAAUUUCUGCUAUAAAUCCAAAGCGGCAAUAACAGUGAAAAACCCUGUUAAUACAGGCUGAGUAGUACUCAUGACAAGUAAACAGAUUAGUAAAAUUGGUUGAAUUCCCCUUUUAAAUGAUGUAAAAGUGAGGAAUUUGGUAUAUUUGUUACAUAAAAAUGUUUUGUG